Molecule: messenger RNA, 6233 nt
Organism: Esox lucius (northern pike)
Lineage: Eukaryota; Metazoa; Chordata; Actinopteri; Esociformes; Esocidae
Gene: ccdc88b
Product: coiled-coil domain containing 88B
Exons: 26
Coding region: 166-5148 (1660 amino acids)
Biological process (GO): cytoskeleton-dependent intracellular transport; cytoplasmic microtubule organization
Cellular component (GO): cytoplasm; centrosome
Molecular function (GO): dynein light intermediate chain binding; microtubule binding
Source: RefSeq, a predicted model, not a curated record
CACAGUAACAUAGAGGAAGAGAGGGAGGGGAACAGAAAUGACAAACUACUUUACUUGACGCAAGAUGGAUUCUCUUUAUAUGUUUUCAGUUAUACCUACAUUUUGAUAGGCCUAGGCUACAGGGAAUAACAAUAGUUUAUUUAUUUUCUUUUAUAGACGUUUGAAAUGACUUACAACAUGGACUCGGACAUAAUGGAUAUUUUAGAAGAAUUCAUGGGAAGUGCUUUGGUGACUUGGGUGCAGCAUUUUGAGAAAAUUCUUGACAGUGAGGACACUGUCACCCUCUACAAUCAGUACAUGGAAGUUAACUCCAAAUCCCAGAAUUCCCAUGACUGGUACCUGAAACUAACCAAUGGAGUCUUUCUUAAUGAAGUUAUGAGGGUCAUAGACCCCAACCCCAAGCUGGAGCCCCUGUACCGCAGCGGGAGAGACGACCAGAUGCUGCGAGUUCAGAACUUUUCCAUCCUCAACAGACAUCUCAGGGCCUUCUACCAGGAAAAUCUACAACAGCUGAUUUUGAUGCCUCUCCCAAACAUUGCCAUUUUGGGGCAAGACCCCCUAACAGAGGCGGCCGUGGAGGAGCUGAGGAGGUUGUUACUGCUUCUACUGGGCUGUGCUGUCCAGUGUGAGAGGAAGGAAACAUUCAUCCAGCAAAUCCAGUCGCUGGACAUCGACACUCAAACUGCCAUUGCCCACUGUAUCCAGGAGGUGACCCAGGACCCCCGGUCAGUGUUGCCACUGCAAUGGGAGGAUCUGGAUGGACAACAGGGGGGGCAGCUACAGGUGUUGUUUGGCUCCAUGGCCAGACAGAUACAGAGCCUGCUGGCACAGAGAGACACACAUUUGGAGAGGAUAGCAGAGUUGUGUCGGGAGCCUGAGAGCCAGCAGGCCAAGUCAUAUGGGUCUCCUCACAUCGGCCAUGAUGAGGACCUCCCCCAGGGACUUACCGUCCAGUUAGCAGACUCCAGGGCCAAGCUACGACGCCUCAAACAAGAACUGGAAGACAAAGAUGAUCAGCUGCUGGAUUACAAACAGGAAGUCCAAACCAUGGAGGAGCAGCUAAAGAAACUCCAGAGAGAUAACCGCAGUCUCCAGGGUGAGGUGCGUGGUAUGCGUGCGCUGCGUGACGAGCUGGACUGUUUCCGCGAUCGUGCCAGCAGAGCGGAGCACCUCAACACGGAGCUACAGGGUUGCAAACACAAGCUGCGGAGCCUGGAGGUCACUCGCACACAACUGAAGGAGCAGCAACAGCUGUGCAUGGCGCUACAGGAGACCCGGGCCUUGCUUGAGGAGCAGCUGGCCGACGCACGGCAACGCUGCUCCAGCCUACGGGAGCUGGAGAGGGACAAUCUACUGCUGCGACAGAGAGUUAUAGACCUAGAGGGGGAGCGGGACACCGAGAGGCAGAGGGUCGAUGAGCUCUUGGAGAUUAAUAUGGGCCUGGAGGUGGAGCUUAGACAGGAGCUUAGAAACAGCAACAACAUUAAUACAGGCAUGAUAAUAGCAGCUCAACAUUUCUACCAAUCAGAGGUUGAGUAUGACGAGGAGGCUGAACUAAGCGAGAAGCUGGGAGAAGAGAUUGAUCUGAAGCCCCUGAGUGUGGAGAUGGGGGAGGCAUCAUCGCUAAGGCUUCUGGGAGCUGAGUGUGAGAAUGCUGAGCUGAGGAGACGACUGGAGGAUCUGCAGGCUGAACAAGAGGUCAGGGGUCAGAAGAAAGCUGAUUUACCAGAAGUGAGGGAGGAGUUAGACUGUCUGGAGGCGGAGCAUCAGAAUAUGCGAAGAGAGUUUCAGAACCUUAAGAACGAAAAUGCCAUGCUAAAAAAGCACCUGGAACUGCUGAUGACAAAACAACUGAUAGAAGAGGGAGUUGAGAAGAGAGAGAAAGCAGAAAAAGGAGAGAAAAGAGAGAGAGGAGUCCAAGGUUCUGAGGACUCAAGAGGCCAGGGUGAGGGUACAGCCCGGAGGGGACUGCAGAGUGAAACAAGAACAAACAUCAACAGGAGCCAAAGAGAGGCAGGGGUAGGAGCGGAGCUGCUCCACCUGAUACAGGAGAGAGAGGUAGAAGCAGAGGAUGAGUUGCCGAAACCCCAACGAAGAGUGGAAGCAGAAGGUGAGAAGGAGAAAGAGACAGCUAGAGAGAGAAUAAGAAACAAAGAUGGGCUUGAGAAGGUAGACGUUGUCGCCAAAGAGACACAAGAACCCAGAGAGACACAAGAACCCACAGCCAGAAAAGAAAUCACCCUUGAAAGAACUAAGAGGGAAAGAGAAGAAAAAGACAACUCAGUGGAACUCGGUGAAAAAGAUGUUCAUGGUGUCCCAUUACCCGAAGUUGAGCAACUAACCUUAGAGCUGAAACAAACCCUGGAAGAGGCUGACCGGCAGGCGUCUAUAGCCCAGGACCUGCACUCUAAACUGGGGGAACAGAGCAGGAAAGCCUGGGAGGCUGAGCAGAGACUGGUAUUACUGGAGGCCGAAGGCCAACGACUAAGAAAGUCUACGGAGAGUCUAGUGGAGGCCAAGAGACAAAUAGAGGUCCUGCAGCAGGAGGGCCUUCAGAUGGAGGAGGAGCUGUGUCGACUGAGGAGCCAGGUGGAGCUGCAGCGGAUGCAGGCCUCAGUCAUUGCUACUCUAGAGGGGGAACGAGCCACGCUGGAGAGGGAGAGAGAGACCCUCCGUAGCACAGUGGAAUCCCUACGUUCUGCCCAGCGCAAGGGUGAACAACUGGAGCUGACGACCCAAGCCCUGAAGGCGGAGUUAGAGCGCCUUGGGAGGAGCCUGGAAUCGUCACGGCGCAGGGAGGAGGAGUUAGAAGCAGAACUCCGCGAGGCGGCCCUGGAAGCGGAAUCUUUGAACAGGGGGCGGGACCAGGCACUGUUGGAGGCCUCUCGAUUAGAGCAGGAGAAGGAGGCGUGUCAGGUUGAGCUGGACAGCCAACAGAAGGAGCAGAGGCAGAGGGAGAGAGAGGUGGCAAGGCUGAGGCAGCAGCUACAGAGUACAGCAUCAGCCCUGGAACACAGCAACCAGAGGGCCUGUAGUCUACAGAUGGAACACAGGCGUUUGUGUGAGGAGCUGUCCCAGUCCAAGGAGCUCUGUUCACAACUACAAGACCUGGAGAAUGAGCUGGGUACUCGACUGCAGGGCCUGGAAAGGGAGAACCAGGAAUUCAAGUUGAUGAACGUAGAAUCCCAGGAGAAAAUCAGCUCUCUUACUCAGGAGCUAGCCAAUGAGAAGGUACUGUCCCAAGAAUCUUCCAAUGCAAUUGCCGUGCUGAAGCAGGAGUUGGAGAGGAUGGAGGCCAAACUGAAGACAAUUAACGCUGACCUUCUCAAUUGUGAGAGAGAUGCUCUUUCUGCUAAAGUCACCACUGAAAGCCCACCUGAAUCACAGAGGUUGCCCGACAAGCAGGAGGCUACUUCUCUGUGGCAAUCUGAAGCUCUGUUAUUAAACCCGGGUCAUGACAUCUCCAUAACCUCUGCUGCUGGCGUGGAGAAAAUAGACCAACAUCUUAGUGAACGGCUCAUUGAACUAGAGAGGAAGAAUGCAGCGAUGGGCGCAGAGCGGGAGGUGUUGCUUUCCCAACUAUCUCAGUCCCAGUCAGACUGUAACCACCUGAGGGAGCAGAUAGACAGCCUCCAACAGCAUUCUGUCUCUGUGUGCACCAACCUGCAGAUUCUCAACACUCAGCUGCAGGUAGAGCAGGCGUCCCUGAGCACCCAGCAUGCAGCACUACUGGCAAGAUGUGGCGAGAGCGAAGCCAGGUGUGCCUCUCUGGAGGAGGAGUCUAAAGUAUGUGUCAGGGAGCGCGAGGAGGCAUUAGCUCGGACGGAGGGUCUGAAAAGGGACAUCGAGCGAAUGACAGUGCUGCAGCAGAGGCAGGAGGCGGAGCUAGAAGAACUGCUGGAGAGACACUCGCAACUGAGGAGCAUCAACCGAAACCUGGAGUCCCAGCACAGGGAUCUGGAGGGAAGGUAUCAAGAGCUUCUAGAUCGCAAAUCCCAGCUGGAGGAGAAAGAAAGAGAGAUGAAGACGGAGAAAGAGAAGAUGGAGGGACAGUUGCAGAAGCAGGCAGAGAGAGAGAGAGAGCUGGAGAGACUGAAGGGGGACUACGAGAGGUUGCAGGGGAUGCAGAAGGAGUGGUCCCAGGUGCAGACUGAGCUGCUGGCCCAGGGCUCGCUGCUCCGGGGGGAGCUGAGUGCUGCCCAGCUGGAGAGGACCAGGCUAGAGGGAGAGAUCAACUCUCUGAGGGAGAACAACCAGAGACUGGAGCUCAGUACCGACCGGCUUACCAACCAGUACCAGCUGCUUACCCAACUGAAGGGGAACAUGGAGGAGGAGAACCGCCACCUGUUGGAGCAGAACCAGAGUUUAACCAAUCACAACCGAGUUCUGAUGGAGCAGAGCUUGGAGAGGAAAGACCAGCACUACUCACAGCAGAGAGAAUACCAGGAGAAGCUGGGUGAGCUGCGCAGAGAGAAACAGAAGCUGGUGGAGAAGAUUAUGGAUCAAUACAGAGUCCUGGAGCCCAACAUGCCUACACCCGGCAAGACCAAAAAGUCCAACUGGAUAGCAGACAGGAUGAAGAAGCUGAUCAAGCCUCGAGGAGGAGGAGGAGGGAAAGAAGGUCGCGCUCUCUUCUACGCUGCUGGCAGUACAGAGAACCUGGCUGACAGUGUUGACUCCCUGGCGGACACACCAACACAGGCUGAGACCAGUGAGAGUCACACACAUUCAGUGAACAAUCCCCGGAGUGCCCCGGUUUCCCCCUCCCCCCUGCGGCGUGCCCCCGCCCCGGCCGACUCAGAGCAGGCAGGAGGACUCUGCGGGCUGCCACUGCGUUCGAGUUCGAGUGGCCGUCGUAAACUUGGCUCCCGCCACGGCUGGGGGCUGGGGCGUGGCCGGGGAGGAGUCUCCCAGUCCUUCAGUCCCGGAGACCAGAAGCCCCCGCCCCGGCUCCGUCUAUCCUCCGCCAACACAGGUUCCACAGUAAUAUGGGAGGCGGAGAGCAACCUUACGGCCACACCCACUGACACACCCAAAACCACACCCAUGGCCUCAGCCUCCACCAGCAUGGAGAAUGUGAUGGAGGAGAAAGGGGGAGAGAAAGAGGGAGAGAAAGGAAGGAGGGAGGGAGAAGGUAGUGUAGAAUAAGGGUAUUGAUAAAGCAGAGACAGAUCUCCAACUGUCACAGGUGUCCCUGACAAACAAUUUAUUGUAGAAGUGAAGUGACUGGUUUUGACAAUACUUCUGUGUGGGGGACCACUUGAAGGAAAUCUCAGGACAGACCACUGCGGUCAGGGCAAACCGAGAGGAAAUUACUGCCUUUCAACUGGAAAAAACAUGAUCAUUUGCACAUGCAUCCAGACAAGAUCUAAACCAAGUCAGGGAUUCAAAUUAAAAGAGAUAAAGUGGUUUUGUCCGAUUUUUGUAAUAUGUGCCAGAAGGCAUUUCCCAUGUACUUGAAAGUUUUUCUACCAGCCAAUAAUUAAAAUGUAUUUUGUGUUUGUUUAAAGAUGGUUUUCUAUGCACAAGAGAUCACAGGUUAGAGGGUGAUUGAGGCAUUUCCCUGUCUGUGGCCAAAGGGUGUCAGUGUAGAGCUGUUUAGACACCAACAAAGUCCACCAGGGAGUGUCUUUUAAAUAAUAUUCCAGGCCUUUAUGUUCAUCAGAAAUGUUGGGCUGCUCCGUUUCUCUGCAGCCCAAACCCAAGGGUAGAGCAUGUCCCAUUUUAACUUGGGAAGGAUGGAGUGAUGGAGGUGAGAGAAGCUAGACACCAAAGGUUAAAAGCAGAGGGGAUAUUUUCUAGUCCACCAAGGCUCCAAUGAAUUACGAUUUCGAAACGACAAAUGGAAAGCUAAUACAAUUCAUGAAUUAUGUAGUUGUCAUGGCAACAUUAAUCAAAAUGGGGCCUCUGCGUCUGAACAUUUUGUUUAUGAAAUUUAGAUGCACUGAGCGUUUGUGAGUGUGGAGGAUGAUACGGAGUCUGUCACUCAGUCGGUCGCCCAUUACAGCGAGAUAGCUUCUCCAUAAGACACCUGCAGACAAACAGCAGCCUCAAACUGAAGAAAAGCAGUGAAAUAAAAACCCCAGACACAAAUGCAUACUCUUCAUUCCUUAUGUUAAUAGGUAAAUAGAUUACACCUCUGAAGGCUAAUGCUCAUUAACAUGCAACCUUGAAGCGUGAGACAUUUUGACUCCAUUGAACAGACUAAUAUAAAAUAAAAAUACCCUUUACAA